AUGAGUUUCGUCGUCGGGGGAAGUGGUAGCGGCGGAGGAGACGGCGGAGACGGUGGUGGUGGUGGUAGACAACGUCACGACGCGUCUGAAACUGAUAGGAAGAAGAAACGUUACCAUCGUCAUACCGCUCAACAGAUUCAACGCCUCGAAUCGAGUUUCAGGGAGUGUCCUCAUCCAGAUGACAAGCAGAGGAAUCUACUCAGCAAAGAGUUGGGUUUGGCUCCGAGACAGAUCAAGUUCUGGUUCCAGAACAGACGAACUCAGCUUAAGGCGCAACAUGAGAGAGCAGACAACAGUGCACUAAAAGCAGAGAACGAUAAGAUUCGAUGCGAAAACAUUGCCAUCAGAGAAGCUCUCAAGCAUGCUAUAUGCCCUAACUGUGGAGGCCCUCCCGUUAGUGAAGAUCCUUACCUAGACGAGCAAAAGCUCCGCAUGGAAAACGCUCAUCUCAGAGAAGAGCUUGAAAGAAUGUCCACCGUUGCGUCAAAGUACAUGGGAAGACCAAUCUCAUCUCACAUCUCAACUCUACAUCCAAUGCACAUCUCACCGUUGGAUCUCUCCAUGACUAGUUUAGCUGGUGGUCCUUCGCUUGAUUUCGAUCUUCUUCCAGGGAGCUCUAUGUCUAGUAACUUUGCUGUAUCUGACAUGGACAAGCCUAUUAUGAACGACAUUGCUUUGACCGCUAUGCAAGAACUGCUCAGGCUUGUUCACACAAACGAGCCUCUGUGGAGUAGAUCAGAUGGAUGCGGAGAGGUUCUCAAUCUUGGAAGCUAUGAGAAUGUUUUCCCAAGGUCAAGUAACCGAGGGAAGAACCAUAACGUGAGAAUCGAGGCGUCUAGGUCUUCCGGUAUUGUUUUCAUGAAUGCUAUGUCACUUGUCGACAUGUUCAUGGACUGUGCCAAGUGGGCAGAGCUGUUUCCUUCAAUCGUCGCCGCUUCUAAAACGCUUGCAGUGGUUUCUUCAGGAAUGGGAGGUGGUACCCAUGAGGGUGCAUUGCAUUUGAUGUAUGAAGAGAUGGAAGUGCUUUCUCCACUAGUAGCAACACGCGAGUUCUGCGAGCUACGCUACUGUCAGCAGAUUGAGCAAGGGAGCUGGAUAGUUGUCAACGUCUCAUAUCAUCUUCCUCAGUUUGUUUCACACUCUCACUCCUAUAGGUUUCCUUCUGGAUGCUUGAUUCAGGACAUGCCUAACGGAUACUCCAAGGUUACUUGGGUUGAGCAUACUGAAACCGAAGAGAAAGAACCGGUCCAUGAGAUGUACAGAGACAUGGUUCACAAAGGGAUUGCUUUUGGAGCUGAACGUUGGGUUACUACUCUCCAGAGAAUGUGUGAAAGGUUUGCGUCUCUUUUAGCACCAGCAGCUUCAUCCCUCGGUGGAGUGAUUCCAUCGCCGGAAGGGAAGAGAAGCAUGAUGAGACUAGCUCAUAGAAUGGUUAGCAACUACUGUAUAAGUGUCAGCAGAUCUAACAACACUCGCUCAACGGUUGUUGCGGAGCUGAACGAAGUUGGUGUCCGUGUGACUGCACAUAAGAGCCCUGAACCAAACGGCACUAUCCUCUCUGCUGCUACCACCUUCUGGCUACCAAACUCUCCUCAAAACGUCUUCAACUUCCUCAAAGACGAAAGAACACGUCCUCAGUGGGAUGUUCUUUCGAAUAGUAACGCGGUUCAAGAAGUUGCUCAUAUAGCAAACGGAUCACAUCCUGGAUGCUGCAUAUCGGUUCUACGUGCAUCGAGUGCAUCACAGAGUAACAACAUGCUGAUUCUACAAGAAACCUCAAUAGACUCAUCAGGAGCACUUGUUGUGUACAGUCCUGUGGAUUUAUCGGCGCUGAACAUUGCAAUGAACGGCGACGAUACGUCAUACAUUCCAAUCUUGUCCUCAGGCUUCGCAAUCUCACCAGACGGAAACCGCAAUAGUCCAAGUGCUGAGCAAGGAGGAGCCUCGUCGUCAAGCGGUUAUGGAGGAGGAGGGUCAUUGAUAACGGUUGGGUUUCAGAUAAUGGUUAGCAACUUACCGUCUGCUAAACUUAACAUGGAGUCAGUAGAAACGGUUAAUAACCUGAUUGGAACCACAGUGCACCAGAUUAAAACCGGGUUGAACAACUGUCCUAGUGCUUCAACUACAGCUUGAUGCAACAACCAAUUAAAAGCUCUUUUCUGCUUUUUUCUUCUGGGUGUCUCUUUCUCUUCAAUGAUGGAUCAGAGAAAGUGAAUGCCAUAGAGAGAGAGAGAAGAAAGGACAUUAACUUCAAAUUGUUCUGUUCUUGGACAAAACCUCAUUUAAACAACCAGCUGGAUUCUUACUCACCUUCUUCCUCCUCAUCAUCUCUCUUCAUUUGUUGUUUCUUUUAAUGAGAUUUUUAGGUUUUUUUUACUAUUAUUAUUGUUUUUGGUUAGAAACUGGAAGUCAAGAACGCACCAUGCAAGUUCAAACUUUCUUUGUAUGGUUCGGGUAUUGACUUCUAUCGCAAGGUUUUUGUUUCUUUGUUACAGUUA
Messenger RNA from Brassica oleracea var. oleracea, 2498 nucleotides. RefSeq names its product homeobox-leucine zipper protein HDG11-like. The record is from RefSeq and is a predicted model, not a curated record. The transcript is spliced from 10 exons. Gene Ontology annotation, molecular function: DNA-binding transcription factor activity, RNA polymerase II-specific; lipid binding; DNA binding. Lineage: Eukaryota; Viridiplantae; Streptophyta; Magnoliopsida; Brassicales; Brassicaceae. Gene Ontology annotation, biological process: regulation of DNA-templated transcription. Bases 1 to 2133 code for a protein of 710 amino acids.